AUGGUUUCCUUUGAUGUCACGUCCAUUUCUACUUCUAUUCCGCAGGACCUGGCAGUCGAGACCAUCAAACUACUCCUACAAGAUAAAUACGAUGAAACGGAUAAUCGCCUUGGACAAGCCCAAAUCCUCCAACAUCUACACUUCUGCAUCAGGACGUACUUUACGUUUGACGGAACAAUCUACGAGCAGGUGAAGGGAACUCCAAUGGGUUCGCCGGUUUCGGGGCUCGUAGCCGAGGCGGUCCUUCAACGGUUGGAUUCGCUGGUUUUCCGACAUCACAGGCCAAAAUUCUGGGCUCGGUAUGUGGACGACACCUUCGUCGUCAUCGAACGGAAUCGAGUGAUGGAAUUUAAAGAACAUCUCAACGCCAUCUUCCCGGACAUCCAAUUUACGAUGGAGGAAGUGGAAAACAACUAA
Molecule: messenger RNA, 417 nt
Organism: Spirometra erinaceieuropaei
Lineage: Eukaryota; Metazoa; Platyhelminthes; Cestoda; Diphyllobothriidea; Diphyllobothriidae
Source: the annotation of a GenBank genome assembly